This is a messenger RNA of Cyphellophora attinorum, 1122 nucleotides long. RefSeq lists its product as uncharacterized. Bases 1 to 1122 code for a protein of 373 amino acids. The record is from RefSeq and is a predicted model, not a curated record. The transcript is spliced from 2 exons. NCBI's taxonomy places the organism in Eukaryota, Fungi, Ascomycota, Eurotiomycetes, Chaetothyriales, Cyphellophoraceae.
AUGGGGAUCCCCUACGACAAAUCCCAAUCUAGCCCAUGGUUCUACGCAAAGAUUGCAUUGCUCCUUCCUUUCGCGCUCGCCUAUGAAUGGUGCCGUCCCAGAUGGUUCAGACUUUUUCCGCCUGCCAAACCAAUUGAAACUCCUUGGGAUCAACGUUAUCGAGCAGAUGCUACGAAGAGCAGCACUGAAGCGUCGAAGCAAGACGCCCUGUUCCUGAAUCUUCCACUAGAAGUACGCCAUGCGGUCUACCAACUCAUCCUACCCGCGCAGACAUUCCACCUAAGUCUAAGCAUUUACGGCGGCGUCCCCGUAAGCAAAUUCAAAUGCCUUCAUCCACAAUUCCAUGCCGACUCGGUGCAUGGAGACUGCCAUGGGUAUAGGGUCAAGCAAGACGCGCUGGACCUGCUGUCACUACCAUUGGUCUGCAGACAGACGCGUGACGAAGCACUCCCAAUAUUGUACCAAAACACCUGGCUGACGUUCUCGCAACCAUUCUGCUUUCUGAGCGUUUUCGACGCACUACCGCCAGAUCUAACAACGAGCAUUCGGCAUGCUUCGUACCACCGAUCGAUCGACAUGAAGCUCAUACGAGCCCAACCCGUCGCCAUGGAAGAGUGGCACCGCUUCUGCGCCUUCUGGCCAAAGCAUUUCAGCCCAAGCUUCAAUCUCCACCUCUCUGCCUCCCCAUUCAGAGACGGAGCUCGACGUAUCCGCCAUCCACAGCACGAAUCCGAUGUAGACUGGUUGCGUCCCUUACUGUCGCUAGCCCGGCGGAUUCAGCUCUGGCUCCAGAUCCCGUCUGGAGACUCCGGUGCUCAUCAGCGCCAUGCCGAGAAUCGUUUCGCCCGAUCAUCCACGGUCGGUACACUGCCUCCAGGACCUCCAGGGCUCGCCACACCCGCACCACUCGAAGCAUUCGCCGCAGCCGACUUCUUCCGCGCCGGCGGCACGAGGGAAACGAGAAUUGAGCAGCAGAGGGAUACGAUGAAUGUUGUUAUUGACCUUAGUCAUAUGGUUGAAGCGGACAGGGCAGAGGAGGAACUCGUCGCCGACUUGCAAAGACAGGUUCAAGAUGCACUGUGGAAGUGGAAGCCGUAUGGCCGGCUCAUCGGCGAUGACUGA